Molecule: messenger RNA, 1413 nt
Organism: Schizosaccharomyces osmophilus
Lineage: Eukaryota; Fungi; Ascomycota; Schizosaccharomycetes; Schizosaccharomycetales; Schizosaccharomycetaceae
Product: DUF2009 family conserved protein
Exons: 2
Coding region: 1-1413 (470 amino acids)
Source: RefSeq, a predicted model, not a curated record
AUGUCAAAAACCGGAUUAUUCACAAAAAGCUGGGUUGAAAAAUCCAAAUUUGUCCCUGUACGUUUAAACGAAGAUGAACGGCGUAUUCUGGGUUUAUUAGAAGCAGCGCUAAAUGUUAUCGAGUAUACCGACCGUGUUGACAUUAUAUCCUAUACGUCGAGGACAAAACUGAUGGUGACUUACCUAUCAGAAAUGUGUAGCAUAUUGACUGGCUUAGUUGUUGCAAUGGACAUUAAACUUGGUCGAAGUCUGCUGCAAGGAAAGGACCAUGCAACGAAUGCAGAUUUCUUCAAAUCCAUAUUUGAAAUAGGACGGCGAUAUAAAAUUAUGAAUCCUGAAAAAAUGCGUACUACUUAUGGUGCUAUGAUGUACAUGUGCCAAGAUUCCAUGAUACCUGAUGUCUGUAUUCAAAUGGGCUUUGACUUUUACAUCCCCAUAAAAACCGUUUUUCGUGUACUAGAGGAGAAUAAUUUAUUAGAUAUUUUGUCUGAAAAACAGCUACUAGAUUCUACUCUCCAACAAAUAGAUCCAUAUGCUGGUGCUUCAUUACGAUCUAAAAUAAAUGAAGAACGAAAAAAAAGCAGUGAUGCAUUGCUAAAAAAAUACGCGAAAGGAAAUGAUGACAAAAAGAGUAUUUUGGAAGAUUGUUUGGUUUCGUUAGCCGACCAUGAAUCGUUUCUGAUGGCUAAUCGGGUUCCUGUUGAAAAAAUGGAUUCUUAUUUGCAUGACUUUUUCUCACCACAAGAUUCAAAGAAAGGCGGAAACUUAAAAAUUGGUUUUAUGAAUGGUGCUCGUUUAACACAUGACCAUCGGACGCAAUUCUUUUAUGUUCACCAAAGUCUGCAAUUUUGGUCUUGUAUGAUGGACCAAAUGUUUUUGCUAUGGCUUCAAAGUGAUGCAUCUCUUGUUGACAAAGAUACGAGAUAUUUCAUUUCGGAUACAGGACAGGGUCUUAACCGUGUUCAAGCAUGCCCUUUGCUACGCGCGACGGUUCAUAAAAUAUUGUCCGGAGUGCAGCAUGAGCAGGAUUUACCUUGGAUUGGUAGUUCUGCUGUUCAUUUGGGUGAUCGUGCCGUUCCUAAUGCUUUAAUGUUUAUUGACAAAUACCGUCAAGUUCCUCACAUUUUAACACCACUUGUUAAGGCUUUGCAGCAGUUAGAAUAUUUGAGGGAUCCCUUCUUGGUACAGUACAUCGAAGAAGAAUAUGGGAGCAUUAGAGGCUUACAGCAAACUUUACUACUGGAUUUCUUUAAACAUGCAUUCGAUGGACGCGGAGCUGAUAAUUGGUACGACGCUGGCAGCUGUAUUGACGGUCGUCUAACCAGCGCUUGGAAUUGGACAAACGAGAUUUCCAAGAAAAAAUAUUAUCGUAUCCUUCUCAUGUCUGGUUUCCUAAAUUUCGAGGGUAUCUAA